AUGGUGGAGUCCACCCUCGGCCCUCACCCUGCUCGCCCUCCAACUCCUCCCAGGCCUGGUUCACGGAUCGACCAAGACAACCCGGAGUCUACAGCUGACGUCCAGACUCCGAGAGACUCGGCGUAUGCGACGAGUAUCACGAAGGUUUCUCCUUCAAGCCAUAGUGCCAAACGGGUGAAUUUCUCGCCAUGGCUCCAUACCAUCAUUGAGGCGCCCCAAUCAACCACCAAGGCACGGUUAGCGAACUCCAAAGAGAUCUCACACCCUCAGAGCCCAUACUUGAGUGACGGGCGGCCUUUUAAAUCGAUCUUGAAAGAAACUAGCUCCCCGAUCCCCGUUUGGUCACCCAAUGUCGAUACUUUCACGACCGAGUCACUCGCAAUGCUUCUUGCAUCAGUGAUUCAGCAGUUGGCUGGAGAGUCAAUCACAUCACGACUCGAUGCAUAUAUGCAAUUUUUUGGUGCUCUUAGAACAUAUGAGGGGCUUCCGGGGGGGAAAGAUAUUGCGGAUAAGUUGGGUCUCAUCACUGAAUCUAUUCAGCGUGAUGUGAGCCGCGAUCUGGUGAACGGCCAACCACUGGAUACAAACUUGGCCAACCAGGCAUUAAAACUCUCGGCUGCCUUUGUCUGGCAUGAGGACAUUUCAUCACAUCUCUCAGACGAAUUCCGAGUCUUCUUGGUAGAGCAAGCAAUCACUUGCCUCCAAGAGGCGAAAAUGCCCAAAUCGGUCCUGACACAUUACAUGUCGAUUCUAUCCACCCAAAACUUUGGCUCGAAGAUCAUGACCCAGACUCGGGUCACUCGUAUUCUCACAUCGUUGCAGGAUAUAACCAAGCAAGUCUCUGGCAAAGCCAUCGCCCAGCACCGCCUAAGCAUUUACCAGCGCCUUCUUACUCAAUCCAAGUCAACUUUCCUCUCACAACCUUCGACAUGGAUGGAGCAUCUAGUAUUUGGCCUGUUGCAUCAUAUGAAGGAAAUACGCACAAAAGCAAUCGCCCUUGGCUUUCAAUUAUCUAUGGCUGCCGGACCGAAUGCUGCUCUAUCCAGAACAGUGCGAGACCUUUUUAAUCGGCCCCUGGAGAAUGGUGGGAAAUUGAUUACGGAGAUCCGCGAACGUAUGUGUCGAAUGGUUGCAUCUGCAGAAACUGGUGUGUUCGUGCCCCAGAUUUGGAGUAUCAUAAUUCUUCUAUUGAGGAGUAAAAAGUGGAACCUGGACCAAUGGGAACAUUUCAAGGAGUGGCUUCUUGUCAUGCAAAAAUGUUUCAACUGCAGCGAGCCCUCAACAAAGUCUCAGGCCAUAAUCGGCUGGAAUCGUUUCGUCUUCGCUAUCAACCCUAGCGAAACAACCGGCCGAUUGCUGCUCAAGAUGCUGGGCAAACCAAUCAUUUCUCAGUUUGAACGCAAAAAGUCCGACAAGCCAGGAAUGGCACCUACUCCACUCGCUCUGACGAGCUAUUACAACUUGCUUUAUUACACUUUCCGCCCCUCAAUACCUCACCAUCAUCUGGAUUUCAUAUGGGAAGAAUAUGUCGCUGCUCCUUCCGCUGCGAUAUUUUCAACAGCACCAGGACUCAGCGAUAGCGCUGCAGCUGUCCUUGCGAAUAUGCUUUGGUGUCCACAAGCGAAAGUUUGGACAGAACAACGGAUCACUAACCUUGCCAAGAUGGAAGUAGAGGAGCUUCCUUCGCUUGACUCCAGAUGGGUUCGCUCCAGGAUAUCCUCAGUCUUGAAUGUUUUUGAAUCUCUUCUCAAGUCGUCUGUGUGGAUUGACGAAGGAAUCGAGAAGUCAAACAUCGCUCUUGCCUGGAAUAGCCUAUCUAGUGCUUUAUCACUCGCUUCUAGCAAGGAGAUCACUCCUUCAGGGGAAUCAAUGCAGGCUGUUGCAAGUGUGCUUGGCCUGUUACAUCGUCUCUGGACAACGGGGCCACCCUCAUUGAAUGCAUAUGGCGAGCACUGUGAGGAUAUUUUCUUCGAAAGGUUCCGCUAUCUAUCAACAACCAUGAUCCUCUCGCUUGGUGGCAUUUCCUUCACCGAGAAGCUUCUCUUGAGAACUGCAGAUGAGACUUUCCAGGCUUCCCAUACAUCAACUACUCAUCGAAACCCAACAGCCGGAAACAAUCUCGAUAGCCCCAUAUUACACCUUCUCCGAAUAAUCACAAACGUCAAAUUGAUAACCGAGCCGACUCCUUCAUAUGUCAAACUUGUCGAGAGAACAAUCCAUGCGUCUUGCAACGGCCGAGUUACCCGUGGUUCUCGCCUGGAACUUCUUCAACAAUGCGCUAAUUUGGGCUUUCCUGGGACAGCCUCGCCCUCGCUGUCCAAUGAUCUUUCGGUCGUUGUUUGGAAAUCUAGUGCAGUGGCAGCAACGAAUGCAUUGCAAUCAUACCCAAUUGACUCGGCCAGGGAGCGUGAUGGCUCUGUUUCUCGCGAUUAUGAAAAUGCGACCAAGAUUCUUGUUUCCGGCAUGCAUUUUCCUGGUGCAUUCAAAGAAUGGUCAGACCUCCUUGAAUCAUCUGUACGUGUUGUGAGGACUGAGAAGGAUGAUGAGGUUCUUGUCACAUUGGUCUUGGAGCCUAUAGCUGAAGGACUCGCUUUUGUACCGAUCCAUGAUGCCUAUCUACUAGUCGCAUCACUCCUUCGCCACGCUUCGUCGAUUCAUUUUCUCCAGGAGCCUGGACGGGGAUUGGAGAACGCGAUAUCUCCGCAGAUGAGGCUCCCACCAUUUCCGCAUAAGCUGCUUGCUUCUGUCGGAAGACUUCUCGACUUAACUUACAGCGGGUUCGAGGCUCCUGGCAGUGCUGCUCUCGCUGGAUUCAUUGAAAGUUUACCUUCUUUCCUUGGGUCUGGUACGGCAUUGUUUCGCUCGCAGGUCUUGGAAGCCCUCCAAUCACAGUUGGUGCUUUGGAUGCGAGAUAAAGAAAACAAAUUUGGCGUUACUAUCCCUGUUGAUAGCAGAAUUUCAACUGCGUGUCACGCUCUGUCUUCUGCUAUACUCAAAAACAUAGAAGUUGUCGUGGUUGACAAUGAAUCUUCUGUAAGACAAUUCGAGGGCAUUAUCUGCGCUGGCUUGGAGUCAGAACAUAUUCCAAGAAUGAAGCAGUUUUUACAUUUUUUCCAGUCGGAUUAUGUAUUCUCAGAUGCUUUUGACAGCGCCACUACAUUGGGCAAAACGUUUUCUAGGACAAUGUCCAGGCUCGGGUCACAGUCUCAGAAUAACAUCGAGGACGCAAUCACAUCGCAUUCCACAGUCCAUACCCAAUCGAGUCAUAAAAAGCCUGCGGAUGCCACCGAAAAGCGGGCAGUCGCCAUCAAUUCACCGCUCCCAGGUGACGGCAUGGAGGCAUCUGAAAAUAGCGAAGUUGCUGAGCCUUCGUUGCCCACGAACUGUGAUGCAGCUGUACCCGAGGCACCUAUCACAUUCCAGAAAAGCCGACGGGAAGUAUUUCGCAUGAUAGAAUCCAUACGAUCAUCUUCCCCCGCCAACACCCCGGGGAAGCUGGGAUUCGACACACCUGUCCAUUUACGGAGGCUCCAUGCCGCACAUUCUGGCAUUCCAUUGACACCGACGCUUGUGCCAACUGAAAAUGAAGAAGGCUUUAUUGGUUCAUCUCCCACCCCAGCAACUCGGGACCCGACACCGGCAAUGAACUCCGACGCUUCGGCUCUCAAAUCUCAGGAUGUUACAAUGAAUGAUGCCGCCGAUAUUCCUUCCUCACCCCCUGAAAUGCACACUCGGAGCCCAAGCCCCAAAAAGCAGUCUCGUCGUGAGCGGCGGAGGUCUGCAAAGGCUCGGAGAGAAAGUUCCCGCAGGGCCGUAGAGGGCCAACCUCCUACUGACAGCACUAUUAAUUCUCUGCACAUGGGCGAAGACAUGCCAAGCAUUUCCAAGGACAGUAUGUCCGGUGAAACAAAUGAGAACACCAACACCGCGUCCCAGGCGCAUGAGCGGCCAUCCAGCCGUCGACUUCGCUCUGGACUGGGUCAAACUUCAGAACAUGAUGCAGGCUAUGCACCAACCCCAUCAGCGAGUACACCAUCUCAGCCAACGGAAAGCUUUUCUGCUUCUCGAAACACUAGAUCCAAAUCAGGGUCAAAGAAGAAGAACAGAAAGUCUACAUCCAAGCCUGAAAAUGACGCUGGUGAGCAAGCUGCAAAGCCUUUCGAUGCACCAUCCACCUCGGUUACUCUGGAGUGUGAUCUUGAUUCUUCCACCGAGGAAUUGGAAACGCAGAUUGCAUCGCAGCUUGAACAAGACUUGGAACUCGCUGUUGAUAUGGGUGUCAAGACUGAUGAAAAUCCGUCUACCCACAAAAAAGCCGACAGAUCAAAAAGCAAAAAGAGAAAAAGAGAAGAAGAUCACACACAGACCUCUGUCAAGGAACGACGUCGAUCAACAAGACUUUCAACUACGCAAGACGUCAUGGUUGUUGAUUUAGAAGAACUUGAUGCUACCCAACCUCAUGCUUUCCCGACGUCUGAACCUCCUCAACAGGCCGUCGUUAGGCCAACUUCGACAACCCCGCGCCGGUCAACUAGGAAUUCCCAGCGGAGGGGAUCCGAUGCAACCGUUUUCGAGGUAUCUCCCUUGGCAACUAGGAUUUCAGAACCUAUCCAAGAGGAGCCUGCCAGGAAAGAAGAAGAUUCGCGCCAGCCCUCGAAGCAAUCGCUUCAGUCCCUUUGCCUUGAUGAGCCGCUUACCCCGGAUAUCAUCGAAAAGAGUUUGAGUCGUCCGAGAUCUUCUCGUGGACAUCGUUCUCGAAAGAGGCGUUCAGGUCACACUGGAGCGCAAUCUGAUGAAGAGCGGCAGCCAGAAACAGAGCUGCAAAUUCACGAUAAUGAUCUACUCGAUAAGCAAAAUGAUUUGACGGAUGCCGAGGCGGGGGGCAUCUCUCAUUCCCUUAAAAAGCUUUUAGGAGAUAUGAAGUCGGCCAAGCUGGGACCAGACGCCCUUCGCGAGGUCGACGACCUCCUUUUUGAUAUCCGCGUGGAAGCCCACAAUGCAUCACGGCGGCACAGCAAUAUAGCAUAG
Molecule: messenger RNA, 5028 nt
Organism: Penicillium macrosclerotiorum
Lineage: Eukaryota; Fungi; Ascomycota; Eurotiomycetes; Eurotiales; Aspergillaceae
Exons: 3
Coding region: 1-5028 (1675 amino acids)
Biological process (GO): telomere maintenance
Cellular component (GO): nucleus
Source: RefSeq, a predicted model, not a curated record